AUGGACGAUGAACACUCAUCCCCACCUUCUCACGAGCCUCCUCAACCACCCAUCACCACCACCGUUUCAACAACCACUCCCUGCGAAACAUCUAACAGUGCAAACAGCAGCAGUAGCAGCAGCACCACCACCGCCAACAACGCCAAUAGACGCAAAUGCAAAGGCAAAGGUGGCCCUGACAACAACAAAUUUAGAUACCGCGGUGUGAGACAGCGAAGUUGGGGAAAAUGGGUCGCAGAGAUCAGAGAGCCACGAAAGCGAACCCGCAAGUGGCUUGGCACCUUCUCCACCGCCGAAGACGCCGCCAGAGCAUACGACCGUGCCGCUAUUAUUCUCCACGGCUCUAGGGCUCAGCUUAACCUUCAACCUUCUGGAUCUUCUUCUCAAUCUUCCUCCUCUCGUAGCUCUUCAUCUUCCUCUUCCACUCAAACCCUUCGACCUUUGCUUCCUCGUCCUUCGGGCUUCGGUUUCACCUUCUCUUCCACCGGUUCCCAUCUUCCGAUGGUAUUCAACGCCGCCGCCUCCACAUCCGGGUUCGUGCCUUUUGGGGUUUACCCUUGCGGCGGCGCUAAUAACAAUAACUUCAACCCACAGGUUCUGUGCCCUAUUGAUAAUAAUAAUGAAGUGCAGCUUCAUCAACAUCACUAUCAUCGUCAUCAUCCUCAGGAAGUGGUGCAACUACAACAACAUCAACAACCCGAAUCUGAUGUGAGUGUAGCGGGUGGGGUUUUUGCUAAUACAAGUUCUAUCAGAUCAAUCCCGUACCAAAACAAUAGCCAUCAGGAUCAUCAUGCACAACAUAAUCCUCUGUUGAAUCAACAGCAGGAUCAGAAUUGCAUGGUGGAGGGAAUGAAUUCUUUGGUAGGGUCGGUGGGGUCAAGCUUGUCUUCUCAUCAUCAGAUUAAUAUAGAUGCACCGGUGGAUCCGAAUCCCUCGUUAGGGGUGGUGGGGACAAUGGGUCUUGCAUCUCCGUCUAUGUGGUCAUUGACAAUUGAGGAAGAUUAUCCUGCAGCUAGUCCAUGGGAUUAUAAUGAUCCUUUCUUUUUUGAUUUUUAA
Molecule: messenger RNA, 1056 nt
Organism: Gastrolobium bilobum
Lineage: Eukaryota; Viridiplantae; Streptophyta; Magnoliopsida; Fabales; Fabaceae
Product: ethylene-responsive transcription factor ABI4-like
Exons: 1
Coding region: 1-1056 (351 amino acids)
Biological process (GO): positive regulation of DNA-templated transcription; response to stress
Cellular component (GO): nucleus
Molecular function (GO): transcription cis-regulatory region binding; DNA-binding transcription factor activity
Source: RefSeq, a predicted model, not a curated record